Messenger RNA from Brassica rapa (field mustard), 2085 nucleotides. RefSeq lists its product as uncharacterized. The record is from RefSeq and is a predicted model, not a curated record. Gene Ontology annotation, cellular component: chloroplast thylakoid membrane. Lineage: Eukaryota; Viridiplantae; Streptophyta; Magnoliopsida; Brassicales; Brassicaceae.
UAGAGCUCCAUAUUGGGCCCAACCACUGGAGCUUGACGCCAAGCAAGAAGCUGAGGACGUGGUUGCUCCGGCGAGUAAAAUGGCGUUUCUCUCUUCCAAGUUCAUGCUCUAUCUUCAUACAUAUGUGCUCCAGUUAUCGACAAGUCGACGAUUGUAAUAUCCGAAACGGCGUCGGAGGACGAGCUUUGGGCUGAAGCUUGCCUCCGCGUGGGGACAUUCAACGAACUGAAUCAUUCUUCUUACAAUAUCCAAUUUCACUAAGAUCACAGAAGAUACUUGGCCGAGCGUGAGUUCGAGGCCCUUAAGGAUAGAGUUUCAGGAAAGUGGGAAGGUUUUACGCGGGUAUCCUGUGUUAACGCUACCCUUCCAUUUUCGCAACUACAACCUCUUCCGAGGAUUUAUGCUCUGCAUGUAAGUUCUCUGAUGGGGUACAAGACAGAGUUGUGGUGGGGAGCCUUGAUCUCAACCAAUGCCGUUGGCUUUCUGAUGAAAUCGCUGGAACAAAACCAUAGGGCGUACUUGAGCAACGCCUGUGUUGCCAGAGAGCUGCAUUGUAACGGAGUUGGUUACAUACUCAAUGAAAAGUCUAAAGGAGUUGCUAGAGAAUGGGGUAAGAAAUGCUUUGGUCAAACCCAUCACACACUCAAAAUUGGACUUAAAAAAGAAGAGUUGUGAUCCUGAGUCAGGGAUAACGGAUAUGUACGUGCAUGUAACGGUGGACUAUACAUGAAAAGUGGGUUCGAGCAAGAGAGCGCUGAGCCAGCGUGGCAAGCUCGAUACCUCAACAGGCCACAACGGCUCCUCCUCUGGCUCUCCCUCCCUAUUACCUCCUGAACCAUGUCCAGAUGUAAAUCUUUUCAUUUUUCCAAUUUGUGUACAUAUUCUUGGCAAUCAAUUUGUGUCUCGUCAAUUUGCAUAGACAAGAAGUGUUUUGGUGUUAGUCUACUCACUGUCGUGUAUAAAAUUGGAACUUUCAUUGGAUAAUGGAUAAGAUUUUAGAUAUUUCAUGUAUUCUUUUUCCGUGUUGGUGGGCAGAAACGGCAGCGUUUUAAACUGGCCAUUGGCUUCAUUUUCCGUUACCAAUAUAAAAACAGAGUCAAGCGCUUGGGAAAAAUAUGAAAGGCUUAGAAAUGGUGGUGACGUCUUUCUCUUCAACGCCUCCUGUCUUCUUCUCUUCCUCCCCGCUUUCUUCUUCGAAUCUCCGUGGACGCUUCACGAUCCUUUCCUCUCCCUCUUUUCUCUUAAACGGACUAAGAAGACACCAAGAUGCAAAGUUGGUGGGAACAAGGGCCAGAGGUGGAGCAGUUCGAGUCCUAGCAAAUCCAAAUGCAUCAUCUCCUCCUCCAGGGAAAGUAAAGGCCAAAAAAGAAGUAAUCAUGGUAGACCCUCUUGAGGCCAAGCGGCUUGCUAGUAAGCAAAUGGAAGAGAUUAAAGGCAGAGAGAGGCAACAGCGAAGGCGUGACGUAGAAGCUAUUAACGGAGCCUGGGCAAUCAUAGGACUCUUGAUAGGGCUUGUGAUCGAAGCCCAAACAGGAAAGGGUAUUCUUGCUCAGUUGGAUGGCUAUUGGAUGAGAAGCAGAAAGCAUGGCCAGAGAAGUCACGAAGAACUGCUUUGGAUCUCUAAUGUCUUCGAGAGGAUCCACUUCUCUUCUCCGAACAUUGUGAAGAUUCACAACGGCAGAUUCACAAAGGCAGCUGAUAUUUCUGGCAUCUCAGGUUCAUCAAUGGCACUUUCCUGCUCAGGCCUUGAAACAAGAGUCACUAUACUAUUCACCAUAUCACCCCAUAUCUUAGAAGCUGCUGGAUUGAGAAGGGCUGGAGUCUCACAUAUGAGUCUUGUCGCGGCAACUGUGGUUAACUUUACCUCCAUAGUUCGCAUGAUCAGCUUAAGGUUUGGAAUCCAGAAACGCUCCAUGAUCGUAGUGAAAAUGUUCUGUUGAACAGUAUUCAUAGUGUCGACUAGAUUAGCCGGUCCGUGCUUCCGUGAACAAAUCAAUGCCAACAAUACUUUAUAUGGGUUUGCAUUUUUAUGUUCAAAUAAAAACAUAAAAAUCAUCAUAAAUAAAAUUAGAAAGAUUAAGUUAA